AUGAAUUUGCCCAGUUCCCACAUUCCGCCCCGCCGCAGCGCGAGCAUCCACUCUCUCACCCCGUCGCGCGACCUCCUCGUCAAGUCCAAAUCCCCAGAGAAAUCCGCCGCCGCCGCCGCCGCGACCGCCACCAAAUCAAAACGAGUACGGACGGGCUGUCUAACGUGUAGGGAACGGCAUCUAAAAUGCGACGAAGGGUUACCAGACUGUCUAAAUUGUCGAAAAAGUAGUCGAGAAUGCAAACGCGGCGUGAGGCUUAAUUUUAUAGACGUGCAGGUCAAGCAACCGCCGUACAUGCCACCCACUGUUGAGUGGUCAGUUCAAUUCCAAGACGAGUCGAGACUCAUCGCCUCAGAGUACGUCGGAGGCCUUGGCCGGUACGCUCAUCUUGAUAAGAAGGCCGCCGUCGCACCUCCGCCACGGCAUCUAGGUCAUCUAGAGCCGACCCUCCGGCAUCAAUCUCACCUCCUCCCACACGCAAGAGCAAGCGGCCCAGACGCCUCCGUCUCACCGAGGACUCACCUCCUUCACCACCCACCUCCCCCACCGCCGCCGCCCCCAACAUACAGCCACCACCCGUACUAUCGCGAACCUCCUCACCGAGGACCCAUCGAGACAUCAGCCUACCCGCGCCGCGAGAGCGAGUCCGCCUACCUCACACCCCAGAACUCGGCUCACCCGGCACCUCACCACCCCUACAGCCUCCACGAGCACUUCGCCUCCUACCGCGACGCACCCGGCCCCAACAGCCGCGCCCACGGCCACCACCGCGACAGCGACGCCUCGAGCGCGGCCUCCAUCGUCCCGCAACCCACCGCCCCGCCGCCCAGCUACCGCAGCAGCGCCGCCGCCGCGAACCCCCUCGCCCCAGACGGCAUGAUGACCCCCCCACCGAGCGAAAAGGCAUCCGCCGGCGAGAGGGAGUACCUCAACUCCCCCGAGGAGAUCCUCUACAUGCAAGUCUUUGUCGAAGAGGUCGGCGUCUGGAUGGACUCGCUCGACAAGGAGAAGCACUUUUCCCGUCUGAUCCCCUACCACGCUCUCAAGUCGCCCAUGCUCCUCAACGCCUUCCUCGCCUGCGGCGUCAAGCACCUCACCCUCGUCAACCCGGCCUACGAGGACGACAAGGCGCUAUUCUACUACGACACCGCGACCACCCAGCUCCUCCGCAGCCUGCAGAACCCGGACCGCAACACGGGCGAGUGCGCAACCACGGCCGUCGUCCUCAACGUCUGCGAAAUCAUGUCCGAGAAGCCCGCCCAGCGCAUGAAUCACAUCGCCGGCGCCCGCGCCCUGAUCCGCGAGUGUAAAUGGGACGCCCGGUCCUCCGGCAUCGGCGCCGCGUGCUUCUGGCUCAACAUCGGCAUGGAGGUUCUCUCGUGCUUGGCCUUCAACUGGCAGACGUCGUGGGAUCCGGACCAGUGGGGGCUCGAUAUGAGCUUUACGAGCGAGGCUAGUGCCGCAGCGGCGACAGCAGCAUCGAGAUCCGGGGACGGGUUUGGACAGGAGGAGGUCUGGGUCCAUCGGAUCCUGUACAUUGUGGCCAAGAUUGCAAACUUCCGCGCCACGAUCCCGCGGUUCCAGGAGCCGAGCCCGCACGACGAGCAGAUCCGCCUGGGGAACCGGCUGCAGCAGUGGCAGGAUCUUAAGAAGCUCUGCGACAAGUGGAAUAACACCUGCCCGAGGACGAUGCACCCGUUCGGAUACCUCUACCCCUCGCAGACAAACUCCAAAUCCGCCUUUCCCAACGUCUGGCUCAUCAAACGCGCCGCCAUCAUCGGCCGCCUCUUCUACCACACAGCUCAAUGCCUCCUCGCCCAAACAAACCCAAUGGAACCAGGCCGCGCCUCAGAAGAAAUGCGCGCCCUCCAGCUCCACCACGCCCACCAAGUCUGCGGCAUCGUAGCCCACACAAAAGACCGCGGCGUCGCCUCCGUCGCGAUCCGCUCCCUCGCCAUCGCCUCCGCCGUCCUCACCGACCCGCGCGAGCAGGAAGAGGUCCUCGAGAUACUCGACAAGAUCCACGCCGAGAGCGGCUGGCGCCUGGGAAGCAUCCAUGGCGAGCUUAAGAAGGCGUGGGGCUGGCCUUCGCCUGCGCCGUCGCACGCUUCUCUCGGCCCGGCGGAGCAUAGAGGUUCUGUUGGGAGUUAUGGUGGUGGCGGUGGUGGUGGGAGACCCGGUCCGCCGGGUAACCCGCCGGCCAUGGCGACGUCGAGCGCGCCGUUGGCUUCGAGCGCUGCUGCUUCGGCGCCGAUGAAGGCUCUUGUUAACCCGCUCUCGUAUGCGGACUUUAGUUUGCCGAAUGCUCCCUACAAAGAUUGGUGGAAGCCGCCUAACCGGAACGACUCGUACGGUUACCAGAGUUUCCCAUGA
Messenger RNA from Colletotrichum godetiae, 2373 nucleotides. RefSeq lists its product as uncharacterized. NCBI's taxonomy places the organism in Eukaryota, Fungi, Ascomycota, Sordariomycetes, Glomerellales, Glomerellaceae. Gene Ontology annotation, cellular component: nucleus. Bases 1 to 2373 code for a protein of 790 amino acids. The record is from RefSeq and is a predicted model, not a curated record. Gene Ontology annotation, molecular function: transcription cis-regulatory region binding; DNA-binding transcription factor activity, RNA polymerase II-specific; zinc ion binding. The transcript has 3 exons. Gene Ontology annotation, biological process: positive regulation of transcription by RNA polymerase II.